UCUUUAUCUGUAGUGAAGGCGGAGUGAGUGAGAGAGAUUGUGUUAUUAUUAUUGUUGUUGUUGUUUUGUCAACAAAUUAAACCACUAGAAGACUGGAAGAAUUUCUGUUUAGCUUUAACGUUACUUCCUGAAAGUACGAUUCAAACACUGCAAAAGAAGUGAAAGGACUGAAGGCUGGAGAAGAAAGUCGACACAUCUGCACGAGCGUCUCGUGAAAGCUCGUGAACGCUCGCGAACGCUCGUGAAAGCUCGUCUUGUUUACCGAAACAAGAGAAAACCUGAAAAGAAAAGUAAACGUGUGCGUAGAGUACCUGGGGAACAUGAAAGAAGACGCGUUUGGGUGAAAGUGUUUGCUCCUGUGGUCGCUUGGUGAUGGUGGGCGGGAGGCUGGAGUCUGGAGGCAGCUUGUGUGUUGUUGUUCUCUAGGUAACAGAGAGCCGAGGCCUCGGUGUCAACUUCACUGAUUUGGGGAAAAAUAAUAAUAAAGACUAUUCUUCUUAACAUACAUGUGUGUGUGGUUCUGGAUACCUGAAUUAGGGGACACGGCGGAUCCGGAGUCUCUCCCGAGAACACCCGGCGUAAGACGCGGAUACACCUCGGCUGGAAAUCCGUUCCAUCAUCACAGUUUAUCAAACAUGAUUUAUAGUUUCAUCACCUUGGCUAUACCUGUUCAAACCACCAUCUUAGGCAUGACGGGCAAGAGAGAGUCUGGCAUGGCGGUUAGUAAGUGGGCCAGUAAGCUACAAAUGCGCUUUGUCGAUGCGGUGUAAGAGGCAGAGAAGAAAACAAGAGGGAGCAUGGAGGGAAAAAGGAACACCACCAGAGUGCGGAUGCGUGCGUGGACCCCUGCCUCGGGAUACUCUUCACCGCCCAGCCCGGUCAGCUCACAGCUCAGCUGGGACGAAGGCAGAGAUGAGGACUUCCAGAGCCAAAUGGAUGAGAAUGGCAUCAUAGGUCUGAGAGAGACACAAGAAGAGCUGGAGGAAGAAGAUGAGGUUGUAUUAGAGGAAGAAGAGUACAUGUUUUCAGAUGUUGGGACUCCAGAGCCUGAAGAAGGUCCACCUACUGCACUGGAACAUCUCAGCUGUCACCUGAGUGAGCUGCUGGACUCUGAGCCUCUCACCCAACCCAUAGGAGAUGAUGUCGAGUAUAGUGUUUCUCUGGAGGACUGGAGUGAUGAUGAUGAAGAGAAACUUGACGACGAAGAUCAGAAGAGCAUUAACGUCCGCAGACCUAUCCCACAUUUAAGGCCAGACAGAGGUCUGGUUUCGGGAAUUACGAACGAUGAGAUUGAGGAGAUUACGACGCGUAGAGAUGAGUCAUAUCCUCUUCAAAGGAAUAUAGACCCCCAGGAUAACUGGAUGGACAGCCAUGAUGUCACCAGUCAUGAAGGAAUGGAUAAUAACGACAACAACAAGUCUGAUAUAGCGACUUUAGAAAUGCGCGCACCCUCCCAGAACAGUUGCGAUGAGAGGAGUCAUGUGUCUUCCUCACCUUCCUUCAUGAGCGCUCCUCGGUCCCAUAUACGUCCCCCCCUCCCCGAACCGACUUUACAGGAGGAGGCGGCUAACUGUAGGAUUGAAGCUGAAACAUUUGCAGAGCUAGGUGGGUCUAACAGCAGUCGACUCCACAGCCCUAGAACUUACCGAGCUGUCAGACUGCUGCAGAAGGAGGAGCCUGCGUCUGUACUGAGUAUCUUUGAGUCAGAAAAUGGUUCGUCUGAAUUGGAGCAAAAGUCUGCUGGACCUCGUCAAAGUCGCCAUGUUUACUCUCGUCGAAAUAUAAAUUCUACACCACAGGAGGAUCACCCAUCUUCCAGCUCUGCACAGCCUGCAGCUAAAGCCUCCACGUAUGGACGCAGGAGACACCACAGACCCUCCAAAACCUCUCACACUGACCUGAAUGAUGUGAGGAAGGGCCAGCUGAGUCACCCGUUACCAGAUUUUUCCAAAGUGGAGCCCCGAGUUCGUUUGCCCAAAAGCAGCUACAAGCCCCCGAAGAGUCAGAAGCCUCCUCACAAGGAAGACUCCAAACCGGAAGGUCCUGUAGUGUUCAAAUCCCCUGCUGACAUUGUGAUGGAGGCUCUGUUGAGUAAUUCUGAAGGGCCCUCGGAUACUGCAACCCCCACUGUCUCCCAGAAGCCCUUGAAUACUACAAUGCCUGAGGAGUUCUGGUGCCCUCUGCAGGCCAGCACUAUGGUGCAACAGCUUCAGGAGGAUUACAAUAGGCUUCUGACGAAGUAUGCGGAGGCUGAGAAUACCAUUGACAGGCUACGUUUGGAAGCUAAGGUUUGCCUGUACUCGGAUCCUCCCAAACCCAUCCAGCCUGCUCUGUCAGGUGUUCUGAAGGAGGGGUCAAAGGUUAUGACCCUGAGUUUUCCCCAGGCUCAGAGGGCACAGCUGGGAGCGGAAGCUGUCCGGCCGAUCCAGCAAAGGCUCGGCUCGGCUACCAGAGAGACACCCGCUCGCCCGUCCUCUGUAGACUCUUUUUCUUCCAGCUGGUGUGAAUCUGCUGCUGCAUCUCCACUAACCGAGGCACUCUCCAAGCAGAUGGCGAGAUUUCAGCUACAGGUUAAUGAGUUUGAGAAACUACUAAAGAGCCAAACACUUCAACCUAAUGAGCAGGCACAGGGGUUGUCUCAGCUGGCCCAGGGUCAGGAUUCGAUAGAAAGGGCUUACCUUGCCGCUCGAGAUACGCAUCAACAACUGCAGAGGCAAACAGGAGGGACGUCAGGACCUUUUGACCCUGACAGGGAACUCGAAAGUCUGAUAUUUCAGUCGGGGUUACAAUUGGAGGACCUGAAGGAGUGGAUAGACCAGUCGGAACGUAAUCGGCUCAUAGAACCUACCCCGAGCGACCCCCCUCGCUCCCUUCAGCCCUGCGUGUCUCUGAAAGAGACAGAGCCGCAGCCCGAGAAACCCGCCGCUGCAGCUCAUGCAGAGGUCAUGGUCGGCUUGGAGGUGAGUUCUGUCAGUGGGGAGAGCGAUGGACGCAGAGAGGACGACGAAGAGGACAUGCGUCCAUCUGUCCUCCGUCCACUGAACCGCAAACAUCAACGUGUGGAGGAAGACUUUAGCAACCUGAUGGAUCACUACCAGAACUUCAGGGAUUUUUCCAAGGUCCUAGACAGAGACCAGGCUGAUGUGGACCAGAAUUCCUCGGCGUUAAGAGAUCAUUCUCCUCACCCAGCCAGUAUUGAUGGGAUAGAAAUUGAACAGCAGCAGAGAAGCAAAGACGAGAGGGACUCGAACAAACCUCUCCAGCCACGGCCAACGGCAGACUCUCUCUCAGGCCCCUCUUGUAGCUCACAUGUGUGUAACUCUAUGGAAACUCUCCCAGAGGCCUCAGCUUCAGCAUUACCAAGGAAACAGGGCAGUGGAAGGAGAGGUAGCAUAAAGUCCCGUAGCAGCCUGGGAGAGAGAGCAGCCAUGGGAAGAAGGGCCUCUAAAGAGAAUGCACUGAGAGCACAGCUUCAGGAUGGCGUGGUAACUCCAGAAACAGAUAGUGGGUUCGUGGGCUCAGAGAGCAGUCGACUGACACCUGCAGCACAAAGCCCUGUCCAGCAGAGGGCAGCAGUGAGGGCGACAAGGCCAUCUGUCUCGCAGGAAAAGUGCCAAAUAAAUCCUAAGUCUAGCUCUCCAGCACACGCACAGCCCUCUUUAGAUCCCUCUAGAGCCCAUGCCAUUGCCUCUGGGGGUGCUCCAGGAACCCUGGGGAGAAGAGGAGAGGCAAGGAUGCAGCACAUUCCCAGUCUGUCUACUUCCAGCUCCCCCGCCUUGCGCUGGCCCAGCACACCUCUCCAGCCUUGGCCUAGUAGCGGCGUUAGCGAGCUGGAGCAACCGAGUGAAUGUGCCCAUUCCAUAUCAGAAGAUGGAACACGACAGGGUGACCGACCCGCACAGCCGUCCACUCAGGAUCCGUCUUAUUUCAGAAGCUCCUCCCUCACUGCACCGUAUCUCCAUGGUGACCACCUCAAAGCCCAAAGUUCUGGGCAGCUGGCGAAUCACCACGAGGCCAUUGAGUCUCUUCAGGCAGAGGUGCACAGACUCAGGGAGCACUUAGAGGGAACUCUCAGGACAGCCAGUCCUCCCCAUCGUGUGAGAGUGCCCCCUUCUCCCUCAAAGGACAUUAGAGACCAUGCACCUCCUCACACAUCUACACCUCAUCCACGGCAGCGUGAUUUCAGGUCUUUGGAGACAAAGACAGCUGGCAAGAAAGAACCAAGAGAGAGUGGGGGCACUUUAAAGGGGGAACAAGAAAGAACUAUACCAAGGAGGAGAUCAGCAUCCGUGCCCCGCCUCAGACCACAGACAGAUUCCAGUACAGAUUCGGAGCAUACCCAGUCUGAAGACAUGACACCGAAGCACAUCCGAGCAUCGCUUUUGAUGUCACACACGACCCGGAGAGCGAGGGCUGAAACUAGACGGAGCCCAAAGACCCACACAAAUGGCCAGAAGCGUAGCAUAUCUGCUGAGAGAUCGGAUGCGAGAAAUGAUGAGGCCGAAAGCAGAGGAAGGCCAGUACCUUUGUGCUUGAGCUGCUUGGCACGACGCAACAGAACCUCUGGAUGUCAAGCAAGAAACGUUAGCUCACCUAGUCACACUCGUUACUACUCUAAUCACUGUCCACUGUGUGGAGCAACAAACAGAGAGACAGUCCUUAGACCUGCAAAACAAAGCUCCAUGCAGAAGGAAACUCGGCCAGUGAGGUCCACACACAUGCAGACGGGGGGUAUGUACCUGGCAGUAGCACCUCCCCCUCCAGUGAUUGGCAGCGUGCCUGUGCUCCAGUGUGUGCCGGUCUGUCCUUCAGUCCUCUACUACUCCAGCCCUGUGGUGUCAGCCUCCUACCAAAAGCCUCUUUACUUUUCACUGAGUGACGGGAAAGGCUACAGGGGUCACCGUAGGCGCUCUCAAUCUGUAGACGCACAGCGCUCUCUCAACCGUUCUCUGGAGCGUGCCAUCGCCGCCGCCAGUAGCGUGAGAGAGAUGUCUCAGCGCAUGGUGCACUCUCUCUCCUCAGGACUGCAUCACAUGAGCCCACUCACAAAAUCCUGCACCUACUGACGCUGCACCACUGCUCCCAGGUGACCUCCAGAGAAACCAAACUGCAGCUUGUAGACACCUAAAACGUUCUUGACGUGAGAUUGGUAACGGAUACGCACAUGGCAGCUAUACUGUGAAAAGCUUCACUUAUUGCACUGUUUACAGCUACACGGCCAUUUCAUGAAAAGCAAUUUCAUAAUCAUUUCAGAUAUUGGAAAUACUAUACGUAGGGCUUUUGUUGGUGUCUAUGAUAUUUUGUACUGGGAAAUAUUCUUCUACAUUUCUGCACUAGGUUUUAUUAAUGCCGUUUAUGCACAACAUUUGAUUACAAAUGAUUUCUUAAAUGUGCUGCAUUUUGUAAUAAAUAGUCUACGUCUGUUUUCAUAAUGGAAACUGCUGCUUAUUGGACGGUUAACAAUUUGGGGAAUUGUUUGUUUGGUAGUUUGUUUUAUAUUAUUUAUGGUACAGGUCAUAAGUUUACAUGCGCCUUGCAGAAUCUACACCGAUCAUCCUGUUCAAAAGUUUACACCCCCCCCCCCCGGGCAUAAGGCUCUUAAUGUAGUGUGUUGCCUUCUUGAGCAUCGGUGAACGUUUGCACCUUUUGUAAUAGUCGUGCACGAGUCCCUCAGUCGUCCUCAGUGUGAAAAGAUGUCUCUCAAGAUCAUAUAGUCGCUGUUGGAAAGGGCUCAAAUAUGCAGGAGAUGCUGGAAAAGCAAAGAAUGUUUAGGACCUGGAGGAUUUUAUCUGAAGAACACUGGGCAGUUUAACUGCCCAGGACAAACAAGAGACUCAUAACUAUCACAAAACAUAAACACAGUCGUUGAUCAUCCAGGUAACGAAAAAAAACACGCGGUAUUAAGAAUAAAGCGUAUGUAAACUUUUUGAACUGGUUCAUUUGUGUAAAUUCAGUUCUUAUUGUGUCUUGGGGACUUUAUGUAAACAUCUGUUAUGUGAAAUAGUUUAUUCAGGGCAGGACUAAUUAAAAAAACAAAUUUCAUUUUAAUGAUCUUUUGCUAUUUUUUUUACUUGUUUUUUUUUUUUUAUUAUUAUUAUUCACAUUUUGCAUGAUUCUGCAAGGCGUCUGUAAACGUAUGACCUCAACUGUAUGUUGCUUGUUACUUGCUUUGUGUCCUUAAAAUGAGUUUUGAACAUGCAGUACCUCAUGGGCUCCAGGGUGUCGCAACGCAUCACAGGUUCGAAUCCUGACGACGAAGAAAGCAAAAUCGGCCAUGCUCUCUGAGCGGGUGGGAUAGUGUUAAUCUCGGAGUGACACUAGCCAAUCGUGACUAUCCGUGAGCUGAUGUAUGCGGAUGAGGGUAGAUAGCACUUUCCUCAGAGUGUGAUGCACUGCUCUCUGACGCAGCGUGAUGUAGAGGAAGCAUGUGUUGGCCUUUACUAACAUGUGGCUGGGAAUUGGUAAAUGGAGUAAAAAAAAAAAAAAAGUACAUCUAGCAGACUUUAAGACACCCAAAGUGUACUAUUAUAUAUAUUUUUUUAAAGCUAAGAGGUACUAUUACCACUUUUUUCUAACUUCUGACAAUUUUGUCUGACAGAAGAUGAGUCUUAUGGAUAAUAGAACAUAGCGUUUAGUUACGAAGCAUCAAAGCGGAGUGGGCAAACGUGUUCAAUUCAUCCAUACGCAGUUUAAUCUAAUCAUUAACGUAUCCUUCGAGAAACGACCGUGACCCUGCAAUGCGACUGUGGAAUAAAUUGAUUUUGAACGCGUAGAUCUGUCAAUACUCGCUAGAAUGAAUUUCUCUUUCGAUUUUUGGACAAGUGGAUGAUUUAGAAAGCAGAAAUGUUUGUGAAGAAAUCCUGCACGUUUUUGUACUUUUGUACCAUUAUUAGAAAAAAAACACUGAUUAAAAUGGUUCUUAAUACUUC
Messenger RNA from Ictalurus punctatus (channel catfish), 6929 nucleotides. RefSeq names its product AT-hook transcription factor (gene akna). The record is from RefSeq and is a predicted model, not a curated record. The transcript is spliced from 25 exons. Lineage: Eukaryota; Metazoa; Chordata; Actinopteri; Siluriformes; Ictaluridae. Gene Ontology annotation, biological process: epithelial to mesenchymal transition; neuroblast delamination; neuroblast division in subventricular zone. The coding region runs from base 798 to 5066 and encodes 1422 amino acids. Gene Ontology annotation, cellular component: centrosome.